AUGAAGAACCCAUUACUAGAGAACUUCAAGAACUCUUCUCCAAAUACUGUUAAUAACAUUAUUAUAGAGCUGGAAUGUGGCCUUGGUCUAGAUCUGGAUCUUAGUUUAAGGUCUGAAAAACAACCAGUUUCCACCAUCCUUGGGGGGAUUAGUAUUGGUAAGAGGUCUGGUAUGUUCCGUGUUUUGGGUCUUAAGGGGCCUAGUCUUAGUCUGGGUCUUUGGGGGCCAGGCAUUGGUUUGAUUCUCGGUCUUGGGAGAUCUAGAUUUGAUCUAGGUUUUAAGAGGUAUAGUAAAGAACUGGUUCUUUGUCUUAGGGGUUCUAGUCUUGGUAUGGGUCUUAAGGGGUCUAGCAUUGGUCUGGUUCUCGGUCAUGGGGGAUCUAGUUUUGGUCUAGGUUUUAAGAGGUAUAGUAAAGAACUGGUACUUUGUCUUAGGGGUUCUAGUCUUGGUAUGGAACUGGUUCUGUGUCUUAGGGGUUCUAGUCUUGGUAUGGGUCUUCAGGUGUCUGGCAUUGGUCUGGUUCUUGGUCUUGGGGGAUCUAGUCUUGGUCUUGGUUUUAAGAGGUCUGGUAUUGGUCUGGUUCUGGGUCUCAGGGGUUCUAGUUGUGGUCUGGGUCUUAAGGGGUCUGGUAUUGGUCUGGUUCCAGUUCUUAAGGGUUUUUGUCUUGGUCUGGAUACUCAGGGGGUCAGGUACUCUUUUGGUUCUGAGUCUUGAUCUGG
Myxocyprinus asiaticus (Chinese sucker) is the source of this 719-nucleotide messenger RNA. RefSeq lists its product as uncharacterized. The record is from RefSeq and is a predicted model, not a curated record. Lineage: Eukaryota; Metazoa; Chordata; Actinopteri; Cypriniformes; Catostomidae. The coding region runs from base 1 to 714 and encodes 237 amino acids. The transcript is spliced from 2 exons.